GCCAAGGCAACUGGGGGCGGGCGCCGGCGGCCGCGCUGACGUCGGGGGGAAGCUGAGCAAUAACAACAGCGACGCGGGGCGGCGCGGCAGCGUCGGCGUUCCCAGUGCGCCUGCGCGGCCUGCGGGCCUGCUUCUAUUUAUGUGGGGGGGCGCCAAGAUGGCGGGGUUGGAGGCGGCGAGGAGAACGUAGGGGGCAGCUCCGACCGGGCGGCGGAGGGGGGAGGGGAGAGGGAGGAGGAGCCGGGGCCGGUGGGAGGGAGCGCGGAGAGCGGUGUCACCGAACGCGUGAGGCGGGGGCCGGCGAACGGCAGGCGGGGGGCGGGGGGGGUGGCGGAGGAUGGCGGAGCCGCGCCGGGUGCCGUUCAUUAGUCUGUCACCGGUGAGGCGCCGCGAGGGCGAGAACCCGGCGCUGGAGCGGGAGCCGGCGGGCCGCGAGCCGGAGCCGCCGCCGGCGGGCCGCGAGGCGCCGCUGUUGGAGCCGCCGCACGAGCUCUCCCGGCCGGAGCCGCUGCCGCCGCCCCGCGAGAGCGCCGCACGCCUGGAGCCACCCCGCGAGACCGGCCGGGCCGAGCAGCAGCCGCAGCGGGAGCCCCCCCGGCCCGAGCCGCCGCCGCUGCCGCCGCCGCAGCUACCGCCGCCGCCGCCGAGGCAGAGCAGCCGGCAGGAGCCGCCGCCGCCGCAGGAGGCGCUCCCGCUCCGCCAGACGGUCCGCCUGGAGGUGGUGCUGAAGGACCCCACCGAGGAGGGCUGCGUGGAGUUCAGCUACCCGGAGCUGCUGCUGUGCGGGGACUCGCGGAAGAAAUCUGUUCACUUGGAAGAUCCAUUUAAUGAUGAACAGCGUGAGCGGCAUGAAGUAGAAAUGCUAGCCAAGAAGUUUGAGGCAAAAUAUGGUGGAAAGCCCCACAGACAUCGGAAGGAUCGCCUGCAGGAUCUAAUUGAUAUAGGUUAUGGUUAUGAUGAAACGGACCCUUUCAUUGAUAAUUCUGAAGCGUAUGAUGAAUUAGUUCCUGCAUCCCUCACAACCAAAUAUGGAGGAUUUUAUAUCAACACUGGUACGCUGCAGUUCCGCCAGGCAUCUGACUCAGAGGAUGAAGACUUUGCAGAAGACAAAAAGCAUAGGCCACCUAAAAUAGCAAAGUUAAAAGACAGUGAAGAUCGUGGAAUGAAGAAGCGCAAGCGGAAAGAUGAAGUGACAGAAAAGGAGAAGAAGCCUCGGAAAAUGAAACCUCCUAAAUCAUUGGGAGUAAUGGCCUUAAAUUCACACAAGUCUGAAAAGAAGAAAAAGAAACUGUAUAAAGACUCUCUCUCUCUGGCUGCCAUGAUCCGUAAAUUUCAAAAGGAGAAGGAAGCCAUGAGGAAGAAGGAAUCUAGUCCAAAACCGCCAGUGACUGUUGCAGCCUCUACCCCUAGUAAAAUUCCUUCUUCCUCUCUCAGUGCAGGAAACGAUAUUUCUGACUUGAAUCUUAGGGUCAAUGAUCCUGUCCUCUCCAUUUUUGGUAGCACAAAUGAACGUGAGCUCAUGCAAGAAGCUGAAAGUGCCCUGGAGAUGCUGGGAGACAUUGACUUUGACAAGUUGCUUGAUGGCACUUCUGAUGGCAGCCCAGUAUCUGAGCUGUCAGGAGAAAAUGGAAAUGUCACUCAGGCAACCUACACCUCUCAGGUCAUGACACCCAAGCAGGUGCCUGCCCUCCCAGAAGGUCUGCCUAUGCUACUUGAGAAGCGCAUUGGAGACCUUCGAACAGCCGCCAAGAUGUUUGAUGAAGAAGGCAGGAAGAAGUUUUUCACGCAAGACAUGAAUAAUAUUCUGCUGGAUAUUGAGCUACAGUUACAGGAGAUAAAUCCUGCCGUCCGCAAUGGAGUGUACUCUCACCUUGAGGCUUUUGUGCCAUGCAAUAAGGACACACUGAUAAAGCGUCUGAAGAAGUUACACCUCAAUGUCCAGGAUGACCGCUUGAGAGAACCACUGCAAAAGCUGAAACUGGCUGUCAGUAACGUCAUGCCUGAACAGUUAUGCAAGUAUCAAGAGGACUGCCAGGCCCGCAAUCAAGCCAAGAAUGCCAAGUUACAAGCGGAAGAUGAACGAGAGAAAAAUGGAUCAGAGGAAGAUGAUGAUGAGAAACCUGGAAAGAGGGUUGUGGGACCCAGAAAGAAGUUUCAUUGGGAUGACACAGUGAGGUCUCUGUUGUGUAAUCUUGUCAAGAUCAAGCUGGGAUGCUAUGAGCUAGAGCCAAAUAGAAGUCAGUCUGCUGAAGAUUACCUCAAAACCUUUAUGGAAACAGAAGUGAAGCCACUUUGGCCUAAAGGCUGGAUGCAAGCAAGGAUGCUUUUUAAAGAAAGCCGAAGUGUUCACAAUCACCUCACUUCUGCUCCGGCAAAGAAGAAGGUGAUUCUGGCCCCUAAACCCAAAGUGAAGGACUCCAGUCCAAAGAAAGAACAGAAAACCUGUAUGUCUUCAGUCAAUUCAAGUUGCGCUGCUGUACUGAGUUCCAGCACGUCUGUCUGCACCCCAGCCAGCUCUAGCUGCACACCAGCACCAGAGACCAUCUGUUUGGAUGACUCACUGGAUGAAGACCUCUCGUUCCACCCACCUUCACUGGACUCUAUUUCUGAUGCUCUGGCAGUUAUCAAUAAUGGUGCCAAGGGAUCACCUCUUGGAUCCACCAUAGACACACCAACACCCAGACCUCGUCCUGGACUGAGGGAAGAGAAACUAGCAAGCAUUAUGAGCAAGUUGCCCCUGGCAACUUCGAAGAAAGUAGAGCCCACUCAGACACCCCACUCAUCAAGUCUUAUUGCUGGUCACACAGGGCCAGUACCAAAGAAACCCCAGGACCUAAUUCACACUGGUAUCUCUUCAGGCCUUAUUGCUGGAUCUUCAAUUCAAAAUCCUAAAGUUUCCUUAGAGCCUUUGCCAGCCAAACUACUUCAGCAAGGACUACAGAGGUCAAGCCAGAUCCAAGCCGCUUCUUCCUCUUCACAGACUCAUGUUUCUUCCUCUAAGACGCAAGCAGCUAUUUCCACCUCUCAGAGAACCAAGGAUGCUAGUAUCUUGGUAUCAUCUUCUGAGGCCCAAGGUGGUUCUUCCUCAACAUCACAAGUGACAAAGGUGCACCAGCAUUCAGCUGUACAGCAGAAAUAUGUAUCUCCUUUGCAAGCAACUAUUAGUAAAUCACAGACCAAUCCAGUGGUGAAAUUGAGUAGUAAUCCCAAACUGUCUUGUUCAUCACCAGUCAUCAAGGCUCAAGAUAAGUCUGUAGUAUAUCGCCUGCCUUUGUCUAAUCCCUCAUCUGGAAGUGGCUCUCAAGUGUCUCACCCACUGGUUUCUCGGACAACAUCCAGCACCUCUACCUCUAGUAACUAUUUAGCCAAGGCUAUGGUGUCACAGGUUUCUUCCCAGGGUUUCAAGCCUCCCUUCUCCAUGGCUGCCUCCCCUAAACCUGCUGCCUCUCCCAAGCCCACUGCAUCUAAACCCUCUGUCACACCCAAGCCCAAUGCAUCACCUAAGUUUUCAUCCAAGUCCACCUCAUCCCCCAGGCCUGCAACAACACCCAGUUCUUCCAGUUCAAGUGCACUAGUUUCCCAGAGUAGUCACUCCAGCAACAACCCCCUUCAUAAACAGUCCAGUGGUGUAAAUAUCAGCAGGCAGUCUCCCACAGUGAAUUUGCUGCCCUCUAAUCGCACCUCAGGCCUUCAGCCUGCAAAGAACCCUCAGGCUUCUUCAAAAUUGCCCAACUCUUCUUCUGGAACUGUUGGUAAAAAUAAUCUGGGUGGAGUUGGAAUGAAUGUACCUGCCAGCAGAGGCAGUAACCUUAACUCAAGUGGAGCUAGUAGGACUAGUCUGUCUGGGGGAGCAGGAAGUGGAACACAGGGUGCUACUAAACAAUUGUCAACUCCACACAGACCAUCUUCUGCCUCAGGGUCUCCAGUUGUAGCAGCCAGUGUGCAGUCAACAGCAGGAGCAUCAUUACUGGCUAAUGCCUCACCUCUGACUCUUAUGGCAUCACCCCUGUCUGUAACCAGUCAGAAUGUGACAUCUGCACCAUUAACUCCUUUUGGGAUGCUGGGCGGCCUUGUACCUGUGACCGUGCCCUUCCAGUUUCCCUUGGAGCUGCUUGGCUUUGGGACGGACACAGCUGGAGCGACAACCACCUCGGGAUCUACCUCAGCGGCUUUCCACCACAGCCUAACUCAGAACUUACUGAAGGGUUUACAGCCAGGUGCUCAGCACGCAGCAACACUGUCUCACUCACCUCUGCCUGCUCACUUGCAGCAAGCUUACACAGAUGGAGGCCAAAGUAAAGGGGACACUAAGUUACAGCGAAAAAACCAGUGACUUCUGGACAAGCAAGGGAGCUGAAGCGGUUCUGGUUGGCUGACAGGAUCUGCCCAGUUGGGAAAGUGCUUAUUGUCACAGGGCUGCUGUUUCUGUCGAUGUUUACAUAUUUUGAUCCCAAGCACUGUGGUGAGAGGAAGAAGAAAAAGAAAACAAUACUUGAUCAAAGAGAGAAGGAAAAGGAGGACUGGUCCUCCUGGUCAUGCAGACUGGUCAUAGUUUGAUCUUAACUAAAGAAACAAGUUUUUUUACCUGUUCUGAUUGGCUUUUAAAAGAAAUUGAUCGUCAAACCCACAGCAGCACAAACAUAUGUUUUGUUUUGGUCUUUCUUUCUGGGUGAUGUCCAAUGAAGAGUUGAAAGCAUGAGAGGAGCUGGAAUUGGUUUCUCCAUCCAUUGCGUAAGGUGGAAUCAUCCCCUUCAUUAGUGCCCAAAGUGCCCAGUUAUGAUGUGUAGGUCCUGAGUGUACUAUACAGUUGUGGAUCAAAAGUUAUCUAGAAUAGAGGUGGUGCUGGGGCACUUUGUAUUGUAAUAAAACCCUUACAUGAAUGCAAUUUCCCAUACAGGCAUGUUUUCAGCAUUAGAAGGCUGUUUUGGCUUUAGGGGAGCCUACAGAUGGAUGCAGUCUAAUUAGAGAGUUGUCUUCAAAAACAGAUCUCUUGGCCUAUCAAGAUGUGGGAAAAUUUCUUGCUCCUUAUUUGAUUGGGUUUUUUUAAAUAUGAAUACUUAAGGGAGGAAAGGGUUGGAAAUUUUUCCAUUUACAUGAAAACCUACAUUUUAUUGGUCAGACUAGCAUUUCUUGCGCACAUCAUUUUUUUUUAAAGGCACACGGAUUUUUCAGUCCAUUUGUUAAGCUUUGUUUUCCUUUGCCUUGUGCUUAUCUGCUACUGAAAUUAAGUAAUGUUCUACUCGUUUAUUUUUUAUAAAACAACCAGUUCUUUACUCAUUGUAGAUCUUCCUCAUCUUUCAUCUAACUCCUCCCAAAAGCCAUGCAUUAUACAGAUUUGGUAGAUAAAGCAAGCUGUCUGUGACCUGUUCCAGAGCCAAGUUAAUACUGCUUCAGGCAUUAGCCAAAGAGGAGUCGUUCAAAAGCGACCAGAGGUGCCUUCUCUUCUGGGGGCUGAAUGGGUUGUCUCCAGCAUGUCCAGCCCCUGCUGGCCUGGGGAGUUCCUGACCUGAAUUCUUUCUUGCAUGGUAGCACAAGACUGCAAAGCUGGCUUUUUUUGUUUGGGUUUCUUUUUUUUAAUAGCAGUACAUCGACUGAUUUAUUUGUAACGUUAAGAGGUAUCCAGCAUACGUUGCACUUUCGAUACUAGGACAGAACUUCACUGUUGAGUCCCUUGCUGUCAGGUGAAAGGAGAGAAUAGCAGAAAGUGAAAUAAGUCAUAGGGGAAAGGAGCAAAUAAAGUCGUAUGAUGUCCUUCUCCUUGAACUCCAAAACAUUCCCUUGAUCAGAGAUGCUGAAAUUCCUAGUAACUAGUCUUUCCAGUAGUUCAAUUUGAGAAUGAACCAGUGACUACUCGUUAUCUCACACCUUUCAGAGAGACUCUGACCCUUGGAUAACGAAUCUUCUGUGUUUUUUUUUUCUAGAUUAACUUAUAGCUUUCAGGUUUCUUUUACAUGUGAUUUAUUUUUCUUAGACCAGACAAACAAUUUCUUUUCUAUUUAGAGCUCAUUUUAAUUUUAUAUAAAUAUAUAUACGUGAAUUUAAAAUAAUAUAUAUUGUGUAUUUAGUAUAAAAUGUUGGGUUGAGCUCAGCAAUAAAUGUUUUUGCACAACA
Neopsephotus bourkii (Bourke's parrot) is the source of this 6111-nucleotide messenger RNA. It is a transcript of the gene UBN2, whose product is annotated as ubinuclein 2. NCBI's taxonomy places the organism in Eukaryota, Metazoa, Chordata, Aves, Psittaciformes, Psittacidae. Gene Ontology annotation, cellular component: nucleus. The coding region runs from base 338 to 4333 and encodes 1331 amino acids. The transcript is spliced from 17 exons. The record is from RefSeq and is a predicted model, not a curated record.